Lepidothrix coronata (blue-crowned manakin) is the source of this 3290-nucleotide messenger RNA. RefSeq names its product huntingtin interacting protein 1 related (gene HIP1R). Gene Ontology annotation, molecular function: actin filament binding; clathrin-cargo adaptor activity; clathrin light chain binding. The coding region runs from base 56 to 2713 and encodes 885 amino acids. The transcript is spliced from 27 exons. Gene Ontology annotation, biological process: clathrin coat assembly; endocytosis; actin filament organization. The record is from RefSeq and is a predicted model, not a curated record. Gene Ontology annotation, cellular component: clathrin-coated vesicle; actin cortical patch. Lineage: Eukaryota; Metazoa; Chordata; Aves; Passeriformes; Pipridae.
AGCGGGACCGGGCGCGGGGAGCGGAGCCCGCAGCGCCGAGCCCCGGAGCCCCGCCAUGAACAGCAUCAAGAGCGUGCCGGCGCGGGUGCUGAACCGCCGCGGCGGGCACAGCCUGGAGGCGGAGCGGGAGCAGUUCGACAAGAGCCAGGCCAUCAGCAUCAGCAAAGCCAUAAACACACAGGAAGCACCAGUGAAGGAGAAACAUGCCCGCCGGAUCAUCCUGGGCACACACCACGAGAAGGGAGCGUUCACCUUCUGGUCCUACGCCAUCGGGCUGCCCCUGCCCAGCAGCGCCAUCCUCAGCUGGAAGUUCUGCCAUGUCCUGCACAAGGUCCUGCGUGACGGACACCCCAAUGUCCUCCAGGACUGCCAGAGGUACCGCAGCAACAUCCGAGAGACGGGAGACCUGUGGGGCCAUUUGCACGACAGAUAUGGGCAGCUGGUGAGCAUCUACACGCGGCUCCUGCUCACCAAGAUCUCCUUCCAUGUCAAGCACCCUGAGUUCCCCCCGGGCCUGGAAGUGUCGGAUGAGGUGCUGGAAAAGACUGCAGGGACAGAUGUGAACAACAUCUUCCAGCUGACGGUUGAGCUGUUUGACUACCUGGACUGUGAGCUGAAGCUGUCAGAGUCAGUUUUCAGGCAGCUCAACACGUCGAUGGCCGUGUCACAGAUGUCGGCGGUGCAGUGCCGCCUGGCCCCCCUCAUCCAGGUCAUCCAGGACUGCAGCCACCUCUACCACUACUCCGUCAAGUUAAUGUUCAAGCUGCACUCUUGUCUGCCGGCAGACACACUGCAGGGCCACCGGGAUCGCUUCCAUGAGCAGUUCCGCAGCCUCAAAAACUUCUUUAAGAGAGCAUCCGACAUGCUGUAUUUCAAGCGGCUCAUCCAGAUCCCUCGGCUGCCGGAGAGCCCCCCAAACUUCCUGCGGGCAUCCGCACUGGCUGAGCACGUGAAGCCAGUGGUCGUCAUCCCUGAGGAAGCCCCUGAGGAUGACGAACCAGAGAAUCUCAUUGAGAUCAGCACAACUUCCACCACGGAGCCACAGAUCACCUCGGAUCUAUUUGAGCAAACCUUUGGGCCUCCCAAUGGCGUUUGGGAUGACAGGGACGCACAGAUCGAGAGCCUGAAGAAGGAGCUGGACACGCUCCGUGCGGAGAUGGAGAAGAUCAAACUGGAGGCACAGCGAUACAUCACAGAGCUCAAGGCACAGGUGAACAGCCUGGAGGGAGAAGUGGAGGAGCAGCGCAAGCAGAAGCAGAAGGCGCUGGUGGACAACGAGCAGCUGCGGGAUGAGCUGGAGAGGCUGCAGAGGGUGAAGCAGGACAGCGACAGGUCCCAGCGGCUCUGCGCCGAAGCCGAAAAGAAAGCCAAUGCCACCGAGAUCCGCUACACGAAGCUGAAGGAGAAGCACAGUGAGCUCAUCAACACGCACGCCGAGCUCCUGAGGAAGAAUGCUGACACCGCCAAGCAGCUGACAGUCACGCAGCAGAGCCAGGAGGAGGUGGCACGUGUCAAGGAGCAGCUGGCAUUUCAGGUGGAGCAGGUCAAGCGAGAGGCCGAGAUGAAGCUGGAAGACCAGAGUGUGCAGAUGGAGCAGCUGCGGCAGGAGCUGGAUGCCCGUCGGGAUGAGCUGGACCAGGCGCAGCGCUCGCUCAGCCAGGCCAAGCAGGCAGGUGUGGAUCUCAGUGCGCAGGUGGAGGCCCUGCAUGCCGAGAAGGAGGUGCUGAGGCGGUCGGUGAGCGAGAAGGAGUGUGAGCUGCUGUCCACACGUGGCCUCAUCGAGGAGAAGGAGCUGCAGCUGAGCCAGGAGGCGGAUAAGGCCACGAGGGAGAUCCGAGAGCUCCAGGGCAGGCUCCUGGAGAAGAGCAACCAGGAGCAGAACCUGCAGCAGAAGCUGCUGGACGAGCAGUUCAGCAUCCUGCAGGAGACGGUGCGGGAGGCAGAGGACAUCCUCCGUGACGCCGUGGCCAAGCUGGAUGACCCACUGCACAUCCGCUGCACCAGCUCCCCAGAUUACCUGCUGAGCCGGGCGCAGGCGGCGCUGGAGUCCACGGACGCCCUGGAGAACGGGCACGCGCAGUACGUGGCCUCCAUGGCAGAUGCCGCAGGGCUGGUGGGGGCCCUGGCCCUCUUUGCACACCUCACGGCCGACACCAUCGUGAACGGCAGCGCCACGUCCCACCUGGCCCCCACAGACCACGCCGACCGGCUGACGGAGAUGUGCCGGGACUGUGGGCAGCGGAGCCUGGACUACCUGGGCGAGCUGAAGGACAGGCAGAGGCUGGGCCGUGCCGAGCUGGGGGACGUGCGGCGGGCGCUGAGGGGAGUCCUGCAGCUGGCCCAGGAGCUGAGGCCCAAGAGCUUAGACAUCAAGCAAGAAGAGCUGGGGGACAUGGUUGAGAAGGAGAUGGCCUCCACCUCGGAGGCGAUCGAGGAUGCCGUCAGGCGGAUAGAGGAGAUGAUGAGCCAGGCCAGGAAUGAGAGCUCUGGUGUUAAGCUGGAAGUGAACGAGCGGAUUCUGAACUCCUGCACGGAUCUAAUGAAGGCUAUCAGGCUUCUCGUAACAACAUCUACAAACCUACAGAAGGAGAUAGUAGAAAGUGGCCGGGGGGCAGCAACAACUCAGGAAUUUUAUGCCAAGAACUCUCGCUGGACCGAAGGGCUGAUCUCUGCCUCCAAGGCCGUGGGCUGGGGAGCCACACAGCUCGUGUAGGUACCCCCACACUGGGAUGUUCCUCUGGGACACGGCUCCAUGUGCUGCACCCUUGCAGGGCUGGCUCUUGCUUCUCCACCACCCAAUAAUCCAAAGCAUCCCACUGCUGAGCUGUCAUGGAGCACCAUGGCUAAUCCCUUGUGGAACAUCUUUGCUAACUCCUUAUGGAGCCUCAUGUGGCUCAUUGCUAAUUCCAUGCAGAGCAUCAUAGCCUGGGUGGGACCACACGGUCACCCAGUUAGGGAUGCCAGUUCCUCCCUGUUUGCAGAAUAUGAAAUCAAAUAAUCCAUGUCCUGGUUCCUGCUCAGGUGGUUGUGGCUGGGGUGGUUGGGGUAGGGUAUCCUUGUGCAGGAAGUGUGAAGAGUCUUUUGGACAAAGCUUUAAAAAGCUUUAAAAAUCUCAUGGAAACAAAAUCCUCUCUGUCCAAAAUGUCUGGAUCAAGGCUUUGAAUAAUUGCUUUGUAAAUGAGCUUUAAUAAUGGUCGGACUUGAUGAUCUUAGAGGUCUUUUCCAACUUUAAUGAUUCUGUGAUUCUGUAAUUACAGACAAAGCUGCUGGAUCCAGGUCUGGUGCUGAUU